AGUUUUUCAAAAUUUGCAAAAUAUUUUCAUAAACUUUUUAAAUACAUAUUUGGAAAAGAUUUGCAAAAUAUUCUGCAAGUAUUUAUAGAACCAUAUGAAACGUGUCAUAAAACCAAAACAGCAAACCAAUCAAAAAUCUCGAAAUCAAACAUCAAAACAAUUGGAUUUGUUAAUUGUUUAUAAUUGAGAAAGAAUCAACGAAUAAUUGCGAACGUUUUCCACAAUUCAAUCGGAAAGUAAACAAUAUUUAAGACAACGAAGUUCUACAUAAACAUACACUUUUGUUGUUUCACAUUAGUUCGCGCAGUUUUCUAAUUUGAUUUUCGAAAUCGCGUUCCGAUUAUUAUCAAAACAUUGUCGCUGUCGCUGCUGCUGCUGCUGCUGCUGACGCUGUCAACGUCGACGUCGACGUCAAUAUCAACGCAGAUAGUGCACUGGAGGUGCUACGGCAGCAAACUCGUUCGAUUGCUGCACUCAAGAGGAAAUCUCAACUCAAGACGAAGGAAAAAAGCUGCACUUCAUAAGUCCGGCGCGCAGGAAAUCAGUGUUGGCCCCCAUAUUGAGUAAGAUCAAGAAUGGUGCAGAUGCCGCGGAUGCUGGCGAUAAGAAACUUGGCAGUGAGAGCAGCGGAAGCGGUCAUAUAGCAGUUCAAAUCGAACCAGCUAGACGUGUCAAGGUAGAGCUUGCUUAAUACGAGAUCAUUAACAUUUUUGAACUAUCAGACUAAAAUGAAUCCCUUGCAGCGGCAUAGCAUACACGGCAUGAUGGAGGAGGAGAAUACUAUAAGGCCGCAUCAGGAGAUACGACAGCUGACGCUGGAGGAGAAGAAGUUCCUGCUGGCCGUGGAGCGUGGCGAUAUGGCGGGCACACGGCGAAUGCUGCAAUGGGCCCAGGACACGGACAACAUCAACGUGAACUGCGUGGAUCCAUUGGGCAGAACGGCUCUGCUGAUGGCUAUCGAUAAUGAGAACCUGGAGAUGGUGGAGCUGCUUAUUAACUACAAUGUGGACACCAAGGAUGCGCUGUUGCACUCCAUUUCCGAAGAGUUUGUCGAGGCUGUCGAGGUGUUGCUCGAUCACGAGAAUGUCACCUUCCAGACCGAGGGCAAUCACAGCUGGGAGUCCGCUUCGGAGGAAACAUCCACUUUUACGCCAGAUAUCACACCUCUCAUCCUGGCCGCCCAUCGCGACAACUACGAGAUCAUCAAGAUUCUACUCGAUCGUGGCGCCGUCUUGCCCAUGCCACAUGACGUGCGCUGUGGCUGCGAUGAGUGCGUGCAGUCGCGUCAGGAAGAUUCGUUGCGACACUCUCGAUCUCGGAUUAAUGCCUAUCGUGCGCUGGCGAGUCCCAGUCUCAUAGCGCUGUCCUCUAAGGAUCCCAUACUAACCGCCUUCGAGCUGUCCUGGGAGCUGCGUCGUCUCAGCUUUUUGGAGCAUGAAUUUAAGAACGAAUACCAGGAACUGCGAAAGCAGUGUCAGGACUUUGCCACAGCUCUACUCGAUCACACUCGCACCUCGCACGAGCUGGAGAUACUGCUGAACCAUGAUCCCACUGGACCUGUCUACGAGCACGGCGAACGCAUGCAUCUCAAUCGCCUCAAGCUGGCCAUAAAACUGCGCCAAAAGAAGUUUGUGGCCCACUCGAAUGUGCAACAGCUGCUGGCGAGCAUUUGGUACGAGGGUUUGCCGGGUUUCAGGCGCAAGAAUAUGGCAUUGCAGGCAGUGGACAUCAUACGCAUUGGCAUUUUGUUUCCCAUCUUCUCGCUGGCCUACAUCCUGGCACCCUACUCCAGCAUUGGGCAGACAAUGCGCAAACCCUUCAUCAAGUUCAUUUGCCACAGCGCCUCGUACUUCACAUUUCUGUUCCUGCUGAUGCUCGCCUCACAGCGCAUCGAGAGCUUCAUUGGCAGCUGGUUCUGGUCAGACACGAGCACGCUCAACCAGCUCAAUAAUCCAACGGAUGAGCUGCAGCUGCCGACGAAACGUGGCGCCAAACCAACCUUCAUUGAGUGGCUAAUACUCGCCUGGGUGAGCGGACUCAUCUGGAGUGAGGUGAAGCAGCUGUGGGAUGUCGGUUUGCAGGAGUAUCUCAAUGACAUGUGGAACGUGAUUGAUUUCGUGACCAAUUCGUUAUAUGUGGCAACAGUUGCGCUGCGUGUUGUCUCCUUCUUUCAGGUGACGAACUCUGACAAAGGUCAUUCAACUUCGGCAGUUCUGAAAUGUCUUUUCUGUAAACAGGUUCAAAAGGAAAUGAUCUUCAACUCGCAGGCAACUGAUUUGCCGCGUGAGCGUUGGGACACCUGGGAUCCAAUGCUCAUAUCCGAGGGCCUCUUUAGUGCGGCAAACAUUUUCAGUAGCCUCAAGCUGGUGUACAUCUUCUCGGUGAACCCACACUUGGGACCACUGCAAGUGUCGCUGUCGCGCAUGGUCAUGGACAUCAUGAAGUUCUUUUUCCUCUAUGUUCUGGUCCUCUUUGCCUUUGGCAGUGGUCUUAAUCAGCUGCUCUGGUACUAUGCGGAUUUGGAGAAGAAACGCUGUCCGGAGGUCUCGCCCAGCCUGCUGCUGCACAUGAAUGGCACCAACGAUCCCAAUGCCUGCAUUGUCUGGCGACGUUUCUCUAACCUUUUUGAGACCACGCAGACCUUGUUUUGGGCCGUCUUUGGCCUCAUCGAUUUGGACAGCUUUGAGCUGGAUGGCAUCAAGAUCUUUACUCGCUUCUGGGGCAUGCUCAUGUUUGGCACCUAUUCGGUCAUCAACAUUGUGGUGCUGCUCAAUCUGCUGAUUGCCAUGAUGAAUCACUCCUAUCAGCUCAUAUCGGAACGCGCUGAUGUGGAGUGGAAAUUUGCCAGAUCGAAGUUGUGGAUCAGCUACUUUGAGGAAGGCGGCACCUGUCCACCGCCUUUCAACAUAAUUCCCACACCCAAGUCCAUUUGGUAUGCCAUCAAAUGGAUGCGUCGUGUCUUCUGCAGUGGCUCCUCCGCCGCUCGACGCGAGCAUCUCAAAACCAUACGCCGCAAGGCUCAGCAGGCUAGUGAUCGGGACUUCAAGUAUCAGCAGAUCAUGCGCAAUCUGGUGAGGCGCUAUGUGACCGUGGAGCAGCGCAAGGCAGAGUCUCAGGGUGUUACCGAGGACGAUGUGAAUGAGAUCAAACAGGACAUUUCCGCAUUCCGCUGCGAGCUAGUCGAGAUACUCAAGAACAGCGGCAUGGACACCAAUGUGACAGCAGGCCAAGGAGGAGGUGGAGGCGGCAAGAAGAAUCGCCAGAAGGAGCGUCGUCUGAUGAAGGGUUUCAAUAUUGCGCCACCUGGUUCCACUGGCUCCUUGGCACCUGUGGCUGAGUUCUCCACGUCGCUGGACAACUACGACAAUCAGCACGAGAUACUCAGUUCCACGUUGUCCACACUUUUCACGCCCAAUUUUAUGCAUCGUCGCCAGCACACGACGACAGACACCGUAGUGGGCGUGGAUUCGCCCACUUCGCCUACCCAAGGUGGCAAUGUGGCAACGACUUCAGUGCCGCCUGCAACCAACAAGUACAACAAGACCACGCUGAAGUAUAACAAGCGCAUUGCGGGCCACAAGAAACGUUGGGGCACACUCAUUGAGGCCGCCAAGGUGGGCAAUGUCAGCAAGAUGCUGGGACGCUCCAAGUCCGAGGAUUCUGUUUGCAAUUCCCUGCAGAACUCGACGCCUGUGCAUGGCCAGGUGCGUGUCACCUAUGCCCAGAACUCGCCCCAGCACAGCUAUGGCUACUACGCUGGCGAACCCUCUGCAGCGGCUCCAACUCCGCCGUAUCCAACGCCUCCAGCAGCAACAGCAGCAGCAGCUCCUACUCCGGCGCCAAGCAGCGCACACACACACAUGGGCGUGGGAGCGCACUUCUUUCACACGACCACCGGUUUAACGGCCAUUGCUGCUUUGAAGCGCAAGCGUAAAAAGUUCUCGUCCAGCAAGAACAUUUGUCCGGUUACCGAGUCCAUUGCAGCGACCAAUGCAGCGGAGCUGCUCAACGACAAGACGCUCAAGCGCGUCUCCAGCUAUCCGGCAGCCACAGCGGAGGGCGGUGUGCCACACAAGGAUCCCGCUCAGGUGCUGAGACCGCGACGACACGAGCAGACACAGAGCCAGCACGAUUCGGUGGAGACCUCAACGGAGUUCACCAUGUCCAUUGAUCCAUCGAACACGUCUGUCAAUUCUCGAGAGCCUCUGAUUAGCAACAGCUGCGUCUCCACAAUGGGCGCCAUUGGUUGAUCACUCCUCACCACACGACACUUCUUAUAGUAUUAGCACCGAGAAUACACUAAACAGAUAUUGCAUAUAUAGUACUAUAUGUAAUCACGACCUUGUCAUAGUCAUAUCACCGAUAACCAAAUAUCAAAUUCAAGCUUCGGCGUGUCGAAGUUUCAAUAGCCUUGUGAAAGAGUUGAAAUUAGUUGUCUGAUGAAUCCGAUUAAAAUGAAAUAACUCAUGAAACAUAUCAAACUUUGAUUAUUUAUAAUCUAUAGUAAUUCAAUCCCUUUGAUAUAAACUGAAAACUAAACAAUUCAUUUCACAAGGACCUUAAUGUCACCUCUAACCGAUCAUUGCACAUAACUAUAAUUGGUUAUUGCUUCUAUCCCAGCCACAUAUCAUGUGAGUGCAUUUAAACCGACGAUUAAAUACCCUCCUACAGGGGGUAAACGAAUUUCUUUUCUUCAAAUCGUUAUAUCAAAUACCAAUAAAACCAUCCCAUAUCGAUGUUGACAGUUGCCUUAGCAUGAGAAAUAUUUUUUGUAUGCAACUAUAAACUACCUACAGAUAUAUAUACUACGGAUAUUUAUAUAUACAAUAUGGUAUCUAAAAAUACAAAAACAUAACAUAUAUAUUGAUCGAUUUAUAUGUAUGCAUAAGGUAUAAGGUAGACAAUGCAUAAGUUUUGGAUGAACAUUGAAUUGCUGUACUUGUACUUGUAUUUAGGGAAGCGCUGUGUAUUCUUCAUUUCAGAAGCGAGGAUUUGAGCCAAGGAUUUUUGCAAAGCAGUUAAAUAAGAUACGUUACGCAUACGAGGCGUACGCCAGGCAUACUCGUAGCAUACACCAUAAAUUUUAUACACCGAUUUUAAGCAACGCAACAAAACAAACAGAAACACCAAACGAAUUGAAUAAUAUCGAUAAUGAUUUUAGCGUCUAUACUAAUAUAUAAUAUAAUAAUACUAAUAAACGUAAAACAAAAACAAAAAGAAACAUAUAGCAUAUGUAUCUGUAGAAUAAAUAUUGCGAAUGCAUAUACUAAAUUUUAGAUGAGUUUUAAGUUGUAAGGAAACGCAUAUGGUUACAAGUUUUAGAUUGACACAACAGCAACAAACAGAACAAGUAGAAACUAACACGAAAAUAACAUAUUAUCCAAAUUAACAAAAAUAUACAUAAACUACGAGUCGCAAAUACAUCUAUGUAGGUACUUAAAAUGUUAACAAUACGAGUACGAGUCUAUCAAAUAUUAAUGCUAUGUCACAGCAAGUCAAAAGAACUACCACUACUCCAAGUAUUUGAAUUAACCCUUCGAUAUAUUGAUAAUCUAUUUAUUAACUGCGACAUAGUAAUUGCAAAUCUACAUAUCAACGAAUACGACAACGUCCGACUUGAAACAUUAUCAGUGUCAGAGCAAAAAGAGCAUUUAAGAUAAAUACUUCGAAAAGACAUGUUCCUAUUGCGAGAUAUUUCAUUCAGUAAAUGGUCCGAUUUCAAUAAUACUAAUAAGCAACUAAAAGUAAAACGUUUUAAGUACGCACAUAAAUGAAACACACAUGAAACAACAUGAAUUACGAAUAACCAAUGCUGGAGUUUAAUUUGAUGGCAACUAAUGUUAUUGUCUUUGCCUUCGAAUGUUCAACUCCGAUACUCAACAAUAAAGUUAUAAUACAAUGCAAUACAAGAAUAAUAGCAAAAAUAUGUGGAAUUCAUUUUCGAAAUGGGAAAUUUUCGUAUACUAUGUUCUAUCAAUAUUCUGACCUUUGCAGGUGGAAUGUCAAGUAAACAUAAUAAAAAAUUGUUAUUUGCACAGAAAAUAAA
Messenger RNA from Drosophila sulfurigaster albostrigata, 6046 nucleotides. RefSeq names its product transient receptor potential-gamma protein (gene Trpgamma). The transcript is spliced from 13 exons. NCBI's taxonomy places the organism in Eukaryota, Metazoa, Arthropoda, Insecta, Diptera, Drosophilidae. Bases 729 to 4250 code for a protein of 1173 amino acids. The record is from RefSeq and is a predicted model, not a curated record. Gene Ontology annotation, cellular component: membrane; cation channel complex. Gene Ontology annotation, biological process: calcium ion transmembrane transport; regulation of cytosolic calcium ion concentration; manganese ion transport. Gene Ontology annotation, molecular function: inositol 1,4,5 trisphosphate binding; store-operated calcium channel activity; protein binding.